AUGCGCGUCAGACGAUUUGACAUUCUGAAUUUGCCACUUGUGCCCGCUUCCGAGCGGCUGACGGUCAAUCUACUUGCCGACCCAGUAACUCCAGAGCCUCGUUCCAUCGUAUCCGUCCCCGACUCUUCCCCUUCUCUGGUGCGCAGAUCGCGUCCGGUCGGCCAAGGCUCUCACUUCAGCUUUCUGUCGCCUUUGCCUCUCUCUUUUCCUUACGACUUUCCGCCUGAGCAAGAAGGCGAACAGUCGCUCGGAGAAAGACAUGAGGAGGAACGCGAGCAAGAUGAUCGAGACGAUACACAGCUCUCACCGGAGCAGAAGAAGCAAAAGGGCGAGCAAGCACACAAGAAACGCAUGCAGGAAGUCGAGCAUAUGUUGCAGCGAUACGAGCUGCAACUUGCUGACGAGCGAGACAGUGCCGCUGCAGACGCAUCGGUUUCGCCGAGCGGCGGCUUGACCGGCCAUGUCCCGCCGCGUCGGCGCCACCAACACUUCCCCUCUGCUCGCCUGCUGGGUGUUUCGCCUGCGGCUCUCCGCGACUGUCUUCCCCACCUCGAUAUAGGUGAUGCACUUGAGUGGAUUCAGAGCCACAACAUGAGCUCCGGUCCUAGCUCAUACAGCUCCGGUCCCAUCGCUGACGUCACUUUGACUGACGCCACGUCACCCGAGGCUGCUGCUCGCAAGACGCUCAGCGACUUUGUUUCUGGUCGACUGAUAGGAGCUCGUAUCGGCGCAAGCCCUGAUGAGCUCGUACAGGACGACCGCGCCGGAUACGGUACCAGAUACAUGCGCCUUCGCGAGAAAGUCAUCAAUGGCCAACAGCACGAGGAGCCCUCGGAGGAGCGCACGCUUCGCCGCUUAGCCGAACUCGAAAAGAAACGCGCUUCUGCCGACUCAUCUGACUAUGCUCCGUGGUCUCUGUGCUAUGCGGGCCAUCAAUUUGGCGUUUGGGCUGGACAGCUUGGCGAUGGCCGCGCGUUCACGUUGAUCGAGACCAAAAACCCCGAGACCAACGAGCGCUGGGAGAUUCAGCUCAAGGGUGCCGGUCGAACACCCUAUUCGCGAUUUGCUGACGGUCUCGCCACGCUCACCAGCAGCGUGCGAGAGUACCUCUGCAGCGAGGCCAUGGGCGCACUCGGUAUCCCGACCAGCCGUGCUCUUUCCAUUGUCUCGCUACCGGAGCUGCAUGUCGUGCGCGAGCGCCUCAACAUUGCCGCUAUCACCACGCGUCUGUGUCCGUCAUGGUUGCGCAUUGGCUCCUUCCAAAUUCACAGCUCGCGCAACGAGUGGGAGUCGGUCCGUGUACUCGGCGAGUACGUAUCUCACGACCUGUUCGGGUUCGAAGACGUUGUCAAGGGUGGACAUGUUGGCGAUGGGGCGCAGCGUCCUGUCUGGGCUCGCCGAAUGGUGGAAGAGGUGGCAACGAGAAAUGCAAAGACGAUCGGCCUGUGGCAAGUGUACGGCUUCAUGCAUGGCGUCAUGAAUACAGACAACAUCGCGCUCACUGGGCACACGAUCGAUUAUGGGCCGUACGCGUUCAUGGAUCUGUACGAUGAAAGCCAGAUCUGCAACCACUCGGACGGCGAAGGCAGAUAUGCAUAUCGACUCCAACCCACUAUGGGUGUAUUCGCCAUCCGAGAGCUGCUGAACGCGGUUGCGCCCGUGGUCGGCUUCGAGCUCGAGAACAACCGCGCGCCUGCACCCGGCGAGCUUCUUGCAGCGAGCUCAGCGCAGAUCGACGAGUGGCGCGAGCUGUGCUCGGACGAGUAUUCGGCCGAGCUCGAGAACGUGUUUACAAACACGCUUCUCGAGCAGUGGAAGCAAGCGUACCGUGCACGACUCGGGCUGCAAACAGAACAAGCCGAUGACAAGAGCGCGCUGAUUGACCCGCUGUGUUUGGUUCUGACGGAUCUCGAUUUCUCGACUACCUUGCGCAGGUUGUGUCAGUUGCCUGCGCUGCUCAAAGCACGCGGUGCUUCGGCUGGCGACGAGGAGAAGCUCAAAGAAGUCAUUGAUGCUUUCGUCGCUGGCGACGUCAAUACAGGUUUGGAACCGUGGUACGAUGUUUCGAUUCUCCCCGAAUACAUGCGGUCGCAGAAGGAGACGCAGGUGCGCACCUGGCUUCUCACGUACGCUUGCCGCUUGCUGAACGAAGGUCGGGACGGCGAUCAAGUAGCACAGGAGAUGAAGACGAAAAACCCACGCUUUGUGCUGCGCAACUGGGUCACCAACGAGGUUGCAAAGCGACUCGAAGACUUGAAUGAGACUGACGCGCUCGCUAAGGUGCUGGAGAUGGCAACUCAUCCAUUCCAAGAUUGGGGUCUGCCCAGACAAGGAAAGUCGGCAGAAGAGGUUGCAGAGGAAGCGCGCCUGUGUUCUCUUGGUCAACCGUUGACGGGUAAUUUGCCUUCGUGCUCUUCCUGA
This is a messenger RNA of Mycosarcoma maydis (corn smut), 2421 nucleotides long. RefSeq lists its product as uncharacterized. The transcript has a single exon. NCBI's taxonomy places the organism in Eukaryota, Fungi, Basidiomycota, Ustilaginomycetes, Ustilaginales. The record is from RefSeq and is a predicted model, not a curated record. The coding region runs from base 1 to 2421 and encodes 806 amino acids.